AUGGAUGUUGAUAGUGACAGGCGCGAUGAAUGGGCAAAAUUGUUAGAAUCGGGUGAUGCUGUCUCCCUAAUUACUGUGUUCCGCGAGACUUCUAGUUGCUCCGUAUCAUGUGAAAAUACCUUACUGUCCAUAUCGGAGUUCCUGGAAUCGUGUCUCUUUCAGUCUGCGCUUAAAGUUGAUAUGCACUCACUUUUUUCAGCUACCGAGUCACCCACGGAAGUAACCAUGGAAAAGACGGAAGAGGGUACUUUGGACUCACGAGAGGUUUUAACUGAGUUGCUUUCCAUCGGAUCAAUAAAAAAGGGACGUGCUCUUGUUGCCUAUCUGCGUGUUACCCGUGCAACCCUUCGCCAGUUAUUUUUAGAUACACUGAGGAGGAGGAGGAGAAGUUGUGGUUCCAUAAGUGAGCAGCUGCGCAUGACGCGAACUGUUUUAGGUGCAUGGUUCCCUGAAGUAGAGAAGAAUGUCUGCUAUUGUGCCGCAUCGUUAACGCUGAGGGAUGCCACACCAGAACUGGUACGUACAACUAACACAUUAGAUGGCCGGAAGGAAGGGAAGGACAUUGCUAACAGUGACGAGAGUACAGAGGAGGACGAUCAUUCAGAAUGCUGCGUAUCUGAUUAUCGGUUUGAAGCCUUAGAGGCACUAUCGCAUCUUGUAUUGGAUAUUGUUUACCUCGUUGGAGACACGCGCAAGACAGUGCCUCUGCUAUUGCUUCUGAGAGCAACGGUGGAGGCUGCACAACCAUACACUGAGAACAGUACUUUUCUUCACAGGUCAGUUAGUAACUUAAAGGAUUGGUCCUUCAAAGUGUGCCCCGCAACAGGGUCAAAAAGCCGUGAUGUCCCGAUAACUUCAGGGGCGGAGGGAGUCGCAGCACCAGUGGAUUUAGCUGAUGUCAAGGCAAUACGGGAGGCUAUCACUCAGGCGUUAUUGCAAUUAAUUCCCGAGGGUGAAUUAGUGACAUUUCUCUCGGAACAUGUGGGAGAUAUGUUUCAUGGCGAUUUGAUGGAAAGUUUGUCCUAUGACGACAGUGAACGUGGUUUAGAUCCCCGUAGUAACAGGUUAGUGGCCACAGUUCAUGAUCUUAAGCGUGAGAGGGAAUCCAUAUAUAUUUUGUCGGAUGAGGAUGACGAGGGUGAGCCAACAUUUAAUGGAGAGGGCGUUGCCCCUGUUAACUCUUAUGUGUCCUUGCAAAGGGUUGGCGCCAUGUUUUUACUGUGUGAUUUGAUGGCUACUGGUGACUCGUGUUCGUGUUUGUUGUUCUCCAACUCACCACAGACACUCUUGUUUCUUGCUGGACCCAUGAUUUUGGAGGCGAUGAAGAACUCUUCGCUUACGGUGGUAAUGACAGGGUUGACAUUUUUGUCCAUUAUAUUAACCUUCGUUACCCCGUACAGUAUGCGUAUAUCUGGAGAGGAUACGGCUGCGCCCCCUUCGGUUGCCGACACCGCAAACAAAGACGAGAUGGAAGGUUCGUUGAAGUUUUCCACAAGAAAGUUUGGUCUCGUAUUUGAGCUCCUAAAGUCUCUUAUUAGCCUUUCGACAACGUGUCCAAGUGAAGGACCCCGUGUCAUGGCCCGCGCUGUUUUUACUUUAAUGAUUCAGAGAUGUUCCUUUGAUCUUCGUUUGCGGACGUAUUCCUCUUUUUUGGUUUUGACGCCUUUUGCUUCGGUUUGUUCGUUGGUUCUUCACGCCCUGCGGAAUGAGUGGAGUAGUGGUGAUUGGCGAGCGGAUCAGUCUAGUGGUACCAACUUUCUCCGGGAUAAACUUCCAUACUUUCUGCUGCAAGCUCAGCAAAGUUGGUUGAGGAGACUUCAAGUUUCCGAGGCAUCUUUUGUCGACCCCAUGGUUCAGUCCGUUAAUUUUGUUCGCUGCGUCAUUGCCGAAGACUUCCGUCAGAGUUCAAAUUAUGCACUGUUUCGCCACAGCGGUAGUGAAGGUAAGAUUCGAAUCCCUGAGGCGGCUGCUUCAGUUGAACGAUGCAGUUCCUGGGAGCAAUACCUCAGUUAUUUUUUUAAAAAUGUGGCAUCGCACUUGCGAAAGUUGGCGGCGGACACUUUUGAUGACUCAACACCUCGGAUGGGAGUUGUUCAGCUGUGCUCAUUGUCGCCGUUAGACCGUUUUUCUCUUAAUAUCGCGUUGGAUGGUGUGGAGGAACGAGUUGAAGUAUUUGUACCUGAGAGAUCUGGGGGCUAG
Messenger RNA from Trypanosoma brucei brucei TREU927, 2199 nucleotides. RefSeq lists its product as hypothetical. The coding region runs from base 1 to 2199 and encodes 732 amino acids. NCBI's taxonomy places the organism in Eukaryota, Euglenozoa, Kinetoplastea, Trypanosomatida, Trypanosomatidae. The record is from RefSeq and is a predicted model, not a curated record. The transcript has a single exon.